Messenger RNA from Peromyscus eremicus (cactus mouse), 2040 nucleotides. Its product is annotated as leukocyte immunoglobulin-like receptor subfamily B member 3. Bases 1 to 2040 code for a protein of 679 amino acids. NCBI's taxonomy places the organism in Eukaryota, Metazoa, Chordata, Mammalia, Rodentia, Cricetidae. Gene Ontology annotation, molecular function: inhibitory MHC class I receptor activity. Gene Ontology annotation, biological process: cytokine-mediated signaling pathway. The record is from RefSeq and is a predicted model, not a curated record. The transcript is spliced from 10 exons.
AUGACCUUCACCUUCACAGCCCUGCUCUGUCUGGGACUGACUCUGGGCCUGGGGACCCCAGUGCCGGCAGAGGACCUCCCUAAACCUAUCCUCAGAGUACAACCAGACUCUGUGGUCUACAAGCAGACUACAGUAACCUUCUUGUGUGAGGGGACCAGAGGAGCCAAACAGUACAUACUCUAUAAAGAGGGAUACCAGUAUCUACGGAGUACAGAGAUUCCACAGAAUCCUAAGAAAAAGGUUGAAUUCUCAAUCCCAAAAAUAGACUGCAAUCAUGCAGGGCGAUAUCAAUGUGGCUAUCAGACUCAUGAUGGAUGGUCAGAGUUCAGUGACUCCCUGGAGCUGGUGGUGACAGGAGCACACAGUAAACCCAGCCUGUCAGCCCAGCCCAGCCCUGUGGUGUCUGAGGGAGGACAUGUAACCCUCCAGUGUGUCUCAAAACUACAAUACCACAGGUUCAUUCUGACUGGGAAAGGAACACGGAAUAUCUCCCAAAUGCUGGAUUCAGAGUACAAAUACUCUAUUCAACACUACCAGGCCAUGUACUCUGUGGGCCCUGUGACCUCCAACCACAGGUGGACAUUCCAAUGCUACAGCAAUUACCCGAGAAGCCCACUGGUGUGGUCAGAACCUAGUGACCCUCUGGAGCUCCUCUUCUCAGGGACCCUCCACAAACCCACCAUCAAAGCUGAGCCAGGCUCUGUGGUCAGCUUAGGAAGUCACAUGACUAUCUGGUGUGAGGGGACCCUGGAUGCAGAAAUAUAUGUUCUGCAUAAAGAGGGAAGCCAAAAACCCUGGGACAUACAGACCCCAGAGAAGCCUGAGAACAAGGCCAAGUUCUCCAUCCCUUCAGUGACACAGCAACAUGGGGGACAAUAUCGCUGUUACUGUUACAGCUCAACUGGCUGGUCAGAGCACAGUGACAUCCUGGAACUGGUGGUGACAGGAAUCCACUACAACAAACCCAGCCUGAGAGCCCUGCCCUGCCCUGUGGUGACUUUAGGAGGGAACAUAACCCUCCAGUGUUUCUCAUAUCAUGGAUAUGACAAGUUCAUUCUUAUCGAGGAAGAUCAGAAGUUCCUCAGCUCUCAGAACUCACACUUUAUACCCAGUAUCAGGCGGUGGCAAGCCUUGUUCUCUAUAGAUCAUGUAACACCAGACCACAGAAGGACAUUCAGAUGUUAUGGUUACUACAACCAUACCCCACAGUUGUGGUCAGUACCCAGUGAACUCCUGGAAAUACAUAUCUCAGGUCUGUCCAAGAAGCCCUCCUUGCUGACUCACCAAGGCCUUAUCCUGGACCCUGGGAAGAGCCUCACCCUGCAGUGUUGCUCUGACAUCAACUAUGACAGAUUUGCCCUAUACAAGUUGGGGAGAGCUGACUUCACCCAGCAUGUUUUCCAGUGGACCCAGAGAGGCCUCUCCUUGGCCAACUUCACACUGGGCCCUGUGAGCAGAUCUACCGGAGGCCAAUACAGAUGCUAUGGUGCACACAACCUCUCCUCUGAGUGGUCAGCCUCCAGUGACUCCCUGGACAUCCUGAUCACAGGACAGCUUCCCUUCAGUCCUUCCCUCUCAGUGAAGCCUAACUCCACAGUACACUCUGGAGACAACGUGACCCUGCUGUGUCAGUCAACAGACCAGGUGGACACUUUCAUUCUGUCCAAGGAGGGAGCAGCCCAACAACCCCAGCGACUAAAAUCAAAGUCUGAAGCUUGGGAUUUCCAGGCAGAAUUCUCCAUGAGUGCUGUGACCUCUGACCUCUCAGGCACCUACAGGUGCUAUGGAUCUCAAGACUCAUCUCCCUACCUGUUGUCAUAUGCCAGUGACCCUGUGGAGCUCAUGGUCUCAGGAUCCUUUGGAGCCUCCAGCCUGCCACCCUCAAGACCCAUGCCAACAGAUGCCUCAGAGAUCCAGGAUCACACAGUGGAGAAUCUCAUCAGGAUGGGGUUUGCUGCCAUGAUCCUCAUAGUCAUUGGGAUUCUGGUCUUUGAGGCUUGGGGCAGCCAGAGGCAGAUCGUCCAUGCAGCUGAGAAGUAA